AUUUAAAAAGAGGAAAAAAAAUCCCCCCUUCUUUUUCCCUUCCUCACACAUAUAAAAACACACCCAUCCCUAACCUUCAGAAUUCUCCAAAUUUCCCCCAAAUAUGGCUUCCACAGAUCGCACAGCAAUCCUAACGAUGGUAAUCCUACUAACAGCGUCUGCCGCCGCAAUUUCCGAUUCCCAUACCUCGUUCUACGACGUCGUGCAAUCCAACGGUUUGCCGAUGGGCCUUUUCCCCAAGGGCAUAUCGGAAUAUUCCGUCGAUCCUCUCUCCGGCGCCUUCGAGCUCCGCAUGCUCUCCGCUUCGCCGUGCGACGCCAAGUUCGAGACGCCGCUGCGAUACCAAUGCAACAUCACCGGCAGGCUGAGUUAUGGCCAGGUUUCCGAUAUCUCCGGCGUCGCCGCGCAGGAUCUGUUCCUGUGGCUGCCGGUGAAGAGCAUUCGCGUCGAUAUCCCCAGCUCCGGCCUGAUUUACUUCGACGUUGGCAUGGUGUUCAAGCAGUUCUCCUUGUCGUUCUUCGAGACGCCUAAGGAGUGUAAUGCUGUCCUCGGGGACGGUGAGACGGUGUUUCUGUUUGAGAAAGGCGGUGCUGCCACUCGUCCUGUUGAGGAUCUUCAUGGCCACUUGGAGAUGGAGCGAGUGACAGAUGAGGGACAAAGAGCGGCUUCUUGAACCAAGAGAGAAAUGAGUUGUUACUACUAUGCUUUGUGGUAUGGAUGGCUUCUGGUCCUUCAUCUAAUUACCUGCCUACGUAUCUACAGGUUUGUUCAUUGUCUUGACAAUGCAAGCAGCCAUUUUCCAUUAUACUGAGUGAUGCAGGAUAACUUAUUGAAGAGAUUGUAUGAAUAGUAAAGUGGUUCCAAAUUGUUGUUUCAUUGUCCCCUUCUUCUGUAUUGAUAUAGGUAUGGUGUUCCUAAUAGUUUCCUGAAUUGUUAUAUUGAAAUUAUUGAUGUAUAAAGUUGAUAAGUAAUCUAGAAUUUAAUCAAUGUGUAUGCCAGUAUAGAGCUGUUUUUGUGUU
Messenger RNA from Salvia splendens (bonfire salvia), 1019 nucleotides. RefSeq lists its product as uncharacterized. The record is from RefSeq and is a predicted model, not a curated record. The coding region runs from base 104 to 673 and encodes 189 amino acids. Lineage: Eukaryota; Viridiplantae; Streptophyta; Magnoliopsida; Lamiales; Lamiaceae. The transcript is spliced from 2 exons.